AGGACAAACCUUCACCACGGUUCAGUCUCACUUUAGAUCUUGGAGCUCUGCUCGGGCCAAACCACCAAGUCUGAUCUUCAUGCACUUUUAACAAAAGUCAUCAACACUGAAAAAGAAAUACAAAAUGCAGAAACAAUUAGGCACAAGGAAGAACAUUUAAACAUUAAUUUAACAUUGAAAUAAAAACACCAGGACCCAAAGGACCUGCCUCUCAUCUUAUGUUUGUAUUUUACAGAAAUGUGACCACGCCCACAUCUGCAUUUACUCCACCCACUCCCUCACUGACCCCGCCCACUCCCUCACUGACCCCGCCCACUCCCUCACUGACCCCGCCCACUCCCUCACUGACCCCGCCCACUCCCUCACUGACCCCGCCCUCCAUCACAGUGAUCAAGAGCAGAGCCAAGGUCUUUGAGGAGGACGACCGUCGAGUGAACAAAGAACCUUGUUAUUCUCUGUGGUCACAGAGAUUCUUUGUGGAUAAAGAAGAAUUGAAACAGAGGAUUGUGCAGCUCCUCCUCAGAGAAGACGAGAGGAGCAGAGAGCAGGACUCUGAGGAACAUCUGCAGAAGAAGAAGAAGGACCUCAUCAGUUUGUUCAGAGACAUCGAGGAAUCAGGAGAAAACUGGCACAAUCUGUACCUGACAGAUAAUACUCCCUACAACUGUACAGCAAUCAUCAUUUCGUUUUGUUUUCGUUACAAACUCUUGUAAAUAACU
Boleophthalmus pectinirostris (great blue-spotted mudskipper) is the source of this 719-nucleotide messenger RNA. RefSeq lists its product as uncharacterized. The record is from RefSeq and is a predicted model, not a curated record. Lineage: Eukaryota; Metazoa; Chordata; Actinopteri; Gobiiformes; Gobiidae. The transcript has 5 exons. The coding region runs from base 219 to 713 and encodes 164 amino acids.